AUGGCUUCAGCAAUGCUCGCUCCGGCGCCUGGAGGUCCAGGAAGAAUAUCCCAGCUGCUCCCGACCGUCAAGUGUUCCAACUGCAAUCAGCCCGUACCCCUCAGCGAACUCGGAGACCACGUUUGCGCACCAGCACCCCCAGUUCCAACCCUACCAAAGCCCUCGAUUUCACCACAAGGUGCCAACGCACUCUUGCCAGACAGACUGAGGGGUCGAAUUCCGUCGCCUGGAGGCCCGCCGAACCCGAACGGCCAGCCAUUCGCAGCACCACCGCCAGGCCCUAUGCCCCCGCCCCAGCAACCGCGAAUGGGAUCAGCAGUAGAUCGACUUCGAAACCCCAACAAUGGUCCUAAUGGCCCACCACCACCACCGAGAUCAGGACCACCUAUGGCUGGGGACAGAGGACCAGGCUCCCCGCCAAUGCAGCCACCACCGCUGAUAAUGGAUGGAGGAAGGGCGAGGAACGCGUCGAUGUCAGCGGGCUACGGGCCUCCGCCACCGGUGCUGGGAGGAAGGGAUAGGGCAGCUUCGUACAAUGCGCCUCCACCCAUGGACCCACGAUUCCUUCCUGGUCGGAUCGGCGGUCCUCAACAACAACCCAACUCGCCCCCUGGUGCUGGACCUAUCCCUCCCAACCAACGGAGUCCAGCCGUGAGUCCUCGUUUGCCAUUCAAUGGUCCACCAGGGCCAGUGCCCCGAAGCGGACCUUCCCCUUCCCCUUCGUUCGGCCCAAUGACGCGCAACGUGCCUUCACCGGCUCCUUCCAUGGGUCGUGGCCCUCCACCGAGCGCUUACCCUCCUCGAAACGGCCCUCCACCGCAAGGUCCUCCACCUCCAGGACCACCUCCUCCGGGAGGUCCGGGUAUGCGACCUGGGAUGCCGCCUCAAGGCCCGCCAGGAGGCCCACCAGGCAUGCGACCAGGAAUGCCUCUUCAGGGUCCCCCACCGCCGAUGGGCGGUCCUCCUCCACCUCCAGGCGGUCUUCCGAAUCGCACGGCAAGUCCAUUCAUUAACGGUCCACGAAUGAUGUCCCCGGCGCCUGGUGGUCCUCCAGGUGUACCCUUUGGUGUUCCCCCACGUUCGUACACACCAGGUGCUCCACCUCCAAUGAUGCCACCGCCGCCUCCGCCUGGACAAAUGAUAUCCGAAACAGACAUCGACACCAAAUCAGGUGGGGAGGCUGGAAUGGCAGGUGUUGGGCGCCGAGGAUUCGCAGCAGCCGCCCGUGCCGCUAUGUUUGUUGCACCACUCAAUAGGUCUCUUGCCCCGCAACCCCAACCGCCCAAUCAUUUGCAGGCGCCGUCGAGCCUAGGCAAGUUACAUCUAUUUGAUGCUGAUCCUGUUCCAUCAUUAGAACUAAUGACACAUAUAACAGCAGGUGAUGCGCAAAGCUCUCUUCCACAGCCAACGUCGCCUCUAGCACAGUCUCACUUCCCCGAGUCCCGAGAUCCUUCCAACGAUACAAUGGCCAAAAUACCAAACCCGCCUAGCAGGAUCGACACAUCUGUUGAGAAUCCUUCGAUAUCCCAAGGCAAGAGCCCUGUCGAUCGUGACAAAACACCGCUCGCAGGCUCCAACACUCCAGCCUCGCCUUUCGGCAUUCGCCUUCCUUUCUUCGAAAAGCUGAAGAACAAGGGGCCAUCUUCCAACUCCCCCGAAGCGACGCCGACUGCAGCCAAACCUCCUAGUGACUUCCCCGACGGUUCCAGCAACGCACACAACCGCACGAUUAGCAAGGCGUCUGAACGAACAGAAUCAGACUAUAGUGGACUUGCCUACGCAGACUCUGACGACGAUGAUGAUGCCAAGAGCGGAACAAGUGGUUGGAGUGGUCGAGGUAGGAAGCAAUCGUUGCCUGCAACCCCCAUGCCAGCGAACGCAGCCUCCAUUGCCAGAGCAGCAGGUGACGACUACCGAGGAGAUCCCACUGAGAAACGCAGAAACCAUUCGCGCAACGGUUCCGAGUCGUCCGCGUAUUCAUCGUCCUCGAGCGUCGAGUUGGGAAGGAAGAGGACGAACUCGUCCGCGAUUGCGCACGCCCUGGGUUUAUCACAGACCCCACCGAGCGAGUAUUCUAAACUUGGUGGACCAGGGUUGAAACCUCUGGGGAGAAGUACAAGCAACAGCAGCAGUCGAAGCGCCUAUUCACGUACCACAAGUAUGGCUCCUGGCAACGGACCAAACGCCUUUGAUCUUCUCGAGCGAUCUCUGUUGAAGGAUGAUGACAAGGCAACUGACCUUGUCAAGAGUAAAUCAACUAGUGCCGCUCACAAUCGUACGAGGACGGCCAACGGUACAAGCAUCAGUGCCAGCGUGCGAGGGACAGAAUACACAGAGUCUGACGAUGGCACUGUGGGCCUCGGAUACGCCACGACCCAACGAAGCAAGACAGUACAGGGCGUUACCUCUCCCGAGUCCAAGCCCAUCAAGUUGCCAACUCGUUCAAAGACGACCAUCGCGGAGGAUCGAAGCUCGACUGUCGAGGCACUUAGGGUGAAGAAGCGUGCCAAAGUCUGUGUCAAGUGUAGGAAACAUAUUGAAGAUGGAAGGUGGAUUCAGGUGGAUACUGGGAGCAUCCUGUGUGAGAGGUGUUGGAAGAACAUGUAUCUCCCCAAGGUAGCUAUUCUCAGCAUAUCAGUGAUCCCUGAUACCCAUGCUGAAAUCUUUGACAGUGUCGGCGCUGUAACUUACCGAUCGAGAGGCAAGCGGUCUCCUCCUCCGAUGGUCAACUCAAGGGCAAAUACCAUAAGGAGUGCUUCAAUUGCCAUACAUGCAACGUACGUCACCUUUUAA
Molecule: messenger RNA, 2793 nt
Organism: Coprinopsis cinerea okayama7#130
Lineage: Eukaryota; Fungi; Basidiomycota; Agaricomycetes; Agaricales; Psathyrellaceae
Exons: 1
Coding region: 1-2793 (930 amino acids)
Source: RefSeq, a predicted model, not a curated record